Molecule: messenger RNA, 504 nt
Organism: Paramecium primaurelia
Lineage: Eukaryota; Ciliophora; Oligohymenophorea; Peniculida; Parameciidae
Source: the annotation of a GenBank genome assembly
AUGAUAAAAUAUUUUAUACCAAAUGUAAGUCAAAAUUUUAAACUGAUCAAUUCGGUUUUAAUAUAUUUAUCAAACCCAUAAUUUUAAACUUUUGACUUUUAUAUUUAAGAAGAAAUUUGUUAAAAUAAAAUUCAAUUGAAUAAAACUGUAGCUUACUAAGAAGAAUUUUAGGGAUAGCAAAAAGUGCAUUUUGGAAAAGAUUUGAUAUUAAUUAUAUGGAUGCAUUUAUAAACGCUAUCAUAUACCUAUAAUAAUUUAAAAAUUGAAAUAUUAAUUCGGAUUCUAAGAGGAUUUCUCAAAAUAAAUACAAAGAAUAUAUAUAUUUUAAAGAAAAAAAUGUUUAGUAGUAUAGUGUUAGAAGAUUGACAUUUUAGAGUUUAGAAAAAUAUCUUUUGGAUGCGUGAAACUGAAAAAAGAAUUUUAAAAAUACUCUAUAUGUCAGAAAGAUCUUUGUAUUGUACCUAGUUAUUUCUCAAAUUAUUCUUUUAGAAGAUUAUUAAUACC